CGUCGCUGCUAGCGGUUAUCCUCCCUCCUCCCAAGUUCACCCCAUCCUCUAAACUGCCCAGAAGGACUCACUCCAAGGCAUCCAAGUCGUAUCGAUCUGGAUCAAAGAGCCCAUCUUUCCAACGUCGAGUACUUUGAUACAGUCAUCACUGUCCGCCUUAUCCUUGAUCCCUCGACUACCGUGAUCUUGGCGACAUCAUGUCUACCCAACCUCUUCUUCAACGGACCGCCAAAAAGCGGAUAGCCCUUCCAGUCCGCGUAGAGCCUAAAGUAUUCUUCGCCAACGAGCGUACCUUCCUAUCAUGGCUCCACUUUGCAGUCGUUCUCGGUGGAUUGGCAGUGGGACUCUUGAACUUUGGUGACAAGGUCGGAAAGAUUUCCGCGGGCAUGUAUACUAUCAUUGCCAUGGCAGUCAUGUUGUACGCCUUGACAGUAUAUCAAAUGCGAGCCAGGGCCAUUAGGCUGAGAACAGGAGCACCAUACGACGACAGGUUAGGACCGACUGUCCUUUGUGUUUGCCUAUUGGCCGCCAUCAUUACCAACUUUGUCCUCAAGGCUGUCUAUGAUUAAACCAGAGCAGACCAGACGAGAUCUGGUGUUUCAUCCGAAAGGAAGCGAUCAGUCUAUGUUAGGCACUCUUUAACCAAGACUAUAAAUCAGUACAUAUCCUCAUAACCCCCUUUGCCUCCUUCCCUACACAUGUUUCGGCUGCGUUCUUCUCUCAACUCGCUCUCAUAGAUCGAUCCCAUUUGCAUGUACUCGCUGAUUGUGAAA
Kockovaella imperatae is the source of this 773-nucleotide messenger RNA. RefSeq lists its product as hypothetical. The transcript has 7 exons. The record is from RefSeq and is a predicted model, not a curated record. Lineage: Eukaryota; Fungi; Basidiomycota; Tremellomycetes; Tremellales; Cuniculitremaceae. The coding region runs from base 198 to 569 and encodes 123 amino acids. Gene Ontology annotation, cellular component: fungal-type vacuole membrane; vacuolar transporter chaperone complex.